GAGAGAGCGGGGGUCGGUCGGGGUCUCUGUUCUGACGCGCGCAGGAUGAAGCGGCAGAACGCCAGGACCCUCGCGCUCAUCGUCAGCAUCCUGACCUACCUGGUGGUCGGCGCCGCCGUGUUCGACACGCUCGAGUCCCGCCACGAGAGGAGCCAGAAGCGGCGGCUGGACGCCCGGAGAAACGAGCUCCUCCGCCGGUUCAACCUGAGCCGGGCGAACUUCGAGGAGCUCGAGCUCGUGGUGCUGCAGCUGAAGCCCCACAAGGCGGGUGUGCAGUGGAAGUUCGCGGGCUCCUUUUAUUUCGCCAUCACUGUGAUCACGACCAUAGGCUACGGUCACGCGGCCCCCAGCACCGACUCGGGGAAGGUAUUCUGCAUGUUCUACGCCCUGCUGGGCAUCCCCCUGACGCUGGUCAUGUUCCAGAGCCUGGGCGAGCGCAUCAACACGCUGGUGCGUCACCUGCUGCACCGCGUCAAGCUCCGCCUCCGCCCGCCGGACCGCGCCCGCGUCUCCAUGGCCAACAUGGUGGCGGUGGGCUUCGUCUCCUGCCUGGGCACGCUCUGCCUGGGCGCCGCCGCCUUCUCCCGCAGCGAGGGCUGGAGCUUCCUGCACGCCUUCUACUACUGCUUCAUCACGCUGACCACCAUCGGCUUCGGCGACUACGUGGCGCUGCAGAAGGACCAGGCGCUGCAGAACCACCCGCGCUACGUGGCCUUCUGCUUCGUCUACAUCCUGCUGGGGCUGACGGUGGUGGGCGCCUUCCUCAACCUGGUGGUCCUCCGCUUCCUCACCAUGAACAGCGAGGACGAGCGGCGGGACGCGCAGCGGCGGCGCCACGAUGCCCGGCACCGCGAUGCCCGGCUGGCCGGGCCGCGGGGAGAGCUGGCGCAGCUCGUGCCCUCGCCCGCGAACGCUAACGCCGCUGGCCUGGCGCGGGCCCCGCCCCCGCGCCGCCGCCGCCGCCGCGGCUACACGGAGGUCCUCCACUUCCAGACCAUCUGCUCGUGCCUGUGGUACCGCGGCGACCGGCGCCCGCGCAGUCUGGGGCCGGGGCCCGCGUCCCCCGGCGACGACCUGUCCUUCUCCGACCCCUACCUCAAGGCCGACCGGCGCCCGCCGCCGCGGAUCCGCCCAGACCCGUGCUCCGCGGGUUACCUUGGUUACCCGGGGUAUCCGGCGUACCCCGACCCGGAGGCGGACACGGCGGGGUGCGUGUGCGGCCCCCGGCACUGCGCCACGGUCGGCUCCGUUGCCGCCGGGGGGCUCCACAUGUUCUCGCCCUUCAGGGGGUGUCAGCGACGCAGCUCGGUGUAGGACGGACGGACGGACGGACGGACGGCGGGACCGGGAGCGUUACCCGGGGUCCGACAGACGGGCCCUGCCCACCGCUCAGC
Molecule: messenger RNA, 1394 nt
Organism: Gadus morhua (Atlantic cod)
Lineage: Eukaryota; Metazoa; Chordata; Actinopteri; Gadiformes; Gadidae
Gene: kcnk3b
Product: potassium channel, subfamily K, member 3b
Exons: 3
Coding region: 46-1314 (422 amino acids)
Biological process (GO): stabilization of membrane potential; potassium ion transmembrane transport
Cellular component (GO): plasma membrane
Molecular function (GO): outward rectifier potassium channel activity; open rectifier potassium channel activity; potassium ion leak channel activity
Source: RefSeq, a predicted model, not a curated record